GGUUUGGAGAUAAACAACCAAGAACAGUUCGCGGAGCUAGCUGAGAUGUUUGAAGGAUGCAAAGUUCACUACAAUGUGGAUGAAUGCAGACUGAUAUUAGCACCAUUGAUGGUUGGUUGGUAUUGGUGUCUGUAUGUGUGGGAUUUCGAAAGGCAAAUGAUUGUUGUGUUGGAUCCACUAAAUAUGAACCUUGAGAGAAAUGUACUGGCUGAAAAGCACAGGAGGUCUCUAACAUUGAUGCAUAGUGCAAUGUGUGAGUGCAGCAAAAUGUUCUUUGGAGAAAGAAUAGAUUUAGAAGACAAUUGGAAAACAGAAUUUGUCAGCAUGGUAGGAGCAAGCUGUGAGAGUUACAACACUGGGAUAUAUGUUAUGUUCUAUGCUAGGUAUUUCGAUGGGGAGUUCAUCACAAGGGUUCUGACUAAGGGUGCUAGUAGGCUGCAGAAGUUGAACAUCCUGUACCAAAUGCUAACUAUGAAUGGAAAUGAGGGUGAUCCUCCUACGUGGAUUAUGGAAAGCCAUAGCAAAAGGAGGCCUGCUGUAGAAAUGAUUGAGGGAGAAUACCUGCUCUCAGAUGCCUAA
Molecule: messenger RNA, 579 nt
Organism: Sorghum bicolor (sorghum)
Lineage: Eukaryota; Viridiplantae; Streptophyta; Magnoliopsida; Poales; Poaceae
Exons: 4
Coding region: 46-579 (177 amino acids)
Source: RefSeq, a predicted model, not a curated record